Didymodactylos carnosus is the source of this 566-nucleotide messenger RNA. NCBI's taxonomy places the organism in Eukaryota, Metazoa, Rotifera, Eurotatoria, Philodinida, Philodinidae. The record is from the annotation of a GenBank genome assembly.
AUGACUUUACCGAAACAAUGUCAAAGUGAGUCAGCCAUAGGCACAAUUGUUUUAGAUCUAUUUGCAAAAUCGACUUUUUUCACGGAAGUAAGUGUUCAAUUUCAGGAACGAAAGCAGUUAGAAAGCUGCUUUUUUCAGGAAUAUAGGACUAAUAUCAUUAGAACAAACAAGAAAGAUUUAAGAAGAUUCAUUGAACGGAAAGGAAAUAAUUAAUUUUUCUCUCGUAAGGCAGGUGCAACAGAAUGACUCUACGUUUCUUCUAGUUAAAUUAAGAGUAGCAGUCUUCUUUCUUUUAGGACAACAAAAUUUAUUUUGGGUUGGUUUAAACUAUAUUUAUUUGAAGAUAAAGAAAUCCUAAUAAACCUCGAACUAAAGCGGCAAAUUGCCAUUACAUAGUUCAAGGAGUUAUUUACAAGGUGUUACUCUUUUCCAUAAGAAAAACAACAAAAAUAAAAUAAAACUAAAUAUAGGUGAAAGAAGAGAAAAAAAGGCUGCGGGUACAGUGAAUGGAUGAAGCGGCGGGAUGGAAAAAAGGGAAUGUUGAUCAUUGUCUAUUUACCACUCCG